This is a messenger RNA of Dichomitus squalens LYAD-421 SS1, 1425 nucleotides long. RefSeq lists its product as uncharacterized. NCBI's taxonomy places the organism in Eukaryota, Fungi, Basidiomycota, Agaricomycetes, Polyporales, Polyporaceae. Bases 1 to 1425 code for a protein of 474 amino acids. The record is from RefSeq and is a predicted model, not a curated record. The transcript is spliced from 5 exons.
AUGCCCGGCGUUACGAGAUCCAUGCCGUCCUCCGCCUCUUCCUCAUAUCUCUCCGUCUCCGAUGCACUUAACAACCUUUCCAAGGCUGCCACGGUAGCGCUCAAUGCCGUCCAAGGCGCGCAGGAUCACACCUACCAGGAGCUAGAACGUACUCGUGCAGAACGAGACGAUGCGCUGAAGGCGUUACAUGAUGCACAGCUGGACUCUAAGGAUAUGGAGGUUCGAGUAGAGGGUUGGAAGGCGGCUUUAGAGAAGUCAGACUUGACAAUCAAACAUCAAACCGAAACGAUCACACAACUCCGCUCUGAAGUCCAGACAUGGAAGACACAGCUCGCACGUCUCGAAGAGUCGUCACGACAAGAGAUAGAAGGCUGGAAGGAGCAAUACCGACGCGCAGAACACGAACGUGCCCGGCUAUCCGCCCGUAUUGAGGAGCUCAUCGCUGGGCAGCUAGCGUGGAACGCCGCCGCACACGCGUACACCGCUCCGUACACACCACGUAUAGGCUACGCCGAGGUUCCAGAACCCCCGUCCUCUUCAUCCGCAGCCACAAUCACUAGGCACGCGUCGACUUCUCACAUCCACCGCGCAGCCGGCACCCCGCGCUCAAACGGCCGCGCGGCUCGCGCGGACGCAGACGAGGACGAAGACGACCGCCCGCUGACGUCCGCGCGCAAGUCGAAGGGCCCGAACGGCGCGCGCCAGCCGACCCAACCCGAGCCCCGAGCGCAUCCGGGCACAGGUACCCCAGCGCGCACGUCGACCGCGCGGCGGAGGGACAACGCUGCUGCCUCUGCGGCCGGUAUCGCAGACGUUCCGCAAGCAAACGCGAGUCGCGCGACCCCACGCACCCCCGCCGCGCGGUCCGUCCCCGGGCAGACUGGGACGCAGCCGCGAACGCAGGUGAUCCGCCGCGUGACGGCAAUCGUGGACGUGAAGGAGGAAGAGUCGGACGAAGCAGGCGGGCUGGAGGACUUGGAGUCCGCCGCAUCUGGGUCGGCUUACGACCCCGAGGAGGACCCGCCGAUGGCCCUUGGGAGGAGGCGGCGGAGGGCGUCGAACGUGUCUGGGAGGUCGAAGCGCGCGGUGAGGGAGUUUGACGAAGAUGAUGAGGACGAGGAGGGGGAGGGCACUGUGUUGGAGGACGACGGAAUGGAUGGGGUGGAGCAGGGCGAGGACGCGGAGGACGAUGAGCUGCUGCUUGGAUCCAAGGUACGCACUCGUGUUGCAUUCUCGCUGGCCACCGCACGUCAAGUUCUCGCCUACUUUUUGGGACAUAUUUCCAUAUCACGGACAGCGCUGACGACCUAUGUCCCCUCGCAUUCCAGCCAACACAGCAAGUGCGGAAAACUGCGCGAACGCAAGCGCGAGCGCAGGCGGGCGCACCGAAACACCCUCGAGCUAGUGCGGGCGCGAAGCAGCUGA